Anas platyrhynchos (mallard) is the source of this 6704-nucleotide messenger RNA. It is a transcript of the gene XK, whose product is annotated as X-linked Kx blood group antigen, Kell and VPS13A binding protein. The record is from RefSeq and is a predicted model, not a curated record. Gene Ontology annotation, cellular component: membrane. Lineage: Eukaryota; Metazoa; Chordata; Aves; Anseriformes; Anatidae.
GAGGGGGGAGCGGCGGCGGCGGGCGGCGGCCGCGGGCCCUGCGGCCCCCUCUGGCGGGCGGCGGCCGCGCUGCGCGGCGCGGCGCUCGGUCUGUCCGUGUGUCGGUCCGUCUGUCGUUCCGUCUGUCGGGCCGGGGCUGCGGCAGCGGCGAUGAAAUUCCCCGGCUCCGUCCUGGUCUCCGUCGUCCUCUUCGUGGCCGAGACGGCGGCCGCGCUGUGCCUGAGCGGCGCGUACCGGGCGGCGGGGGACCGCAUGUGGCAGUGGCUGACGCUGCUCUUCGCCCUGCUGCCCUGCGCGCUGGUGCAGCUCAGCCUGGUCUUCAUCCACCGCGACGUGAGCCGAGACCGGCCGCUGGUGCUGCUGCUGCACCUCCUGCAGCUCGGGCCCCUCGUCAGGUGUGUGGAGGUCUUUUACAUUUACUUCCAUGCCGGCAGAGUCGAAGAGCCGUAUGUCAGCAUCACGAAGAAGAGGCAGAUGCCCAAGGAUGGGUACUCAGAAGAAGUUGAGAAGGAAGUGGGCCAGGCCGAAGGCAAGCUGUGUACGCACAGGUCUGCAUUCAGCAGGGCCUCUGUGAUCCAGGCAUUCCUCGGCUCAGCCCCCCAGCUCACGCUCCAGCUCUACAUCUGUGUCCUGCAGCAGGAGAUAACGGCCGCCAGAAGUGUUUUUAUGGUCCUUUCUCUCCUAUCAAUUGUAUAUGGCGCCUUACGCUGCAACAUCCUGGCUAUUAAGAUUAAGUAUGAUGAUUACGAUAUCAGUGUGAAACCAGCUGCCUACCUCUGCAUAUUCAUGUGGAGAAGCUUUGAGAUUGCUACACGGGUUAUAGUGCUGGUCCUUUUCAGCUCAGUCCUUCAGAUCUGGACUCUCCCUGUUGUGCUAGUGAAUUUCUUUGUUUUUUUCUUUUACCCGUGGAUUCUCUUCUGGCAAAGCAAGUCCCCAUUUCCCGAGAACAUAGAGAAGGCAUUGAGCAGAGUCGGCACCACCAUUGUCUUGUGCCUUCUCACCUUCUUGUACGCAGGCAUUAACAUGUUCUGCUGGUCGGCAGUGCAGGUGAAGCUCAAUGAUCCUGACUUAAUUAACAAGUCCCAAAACUGGUAUCGUCUGACUGUAUACUAUAUGCUGCGAUUCAUUGAAAAUGCAUUCCUACUGCUGAUGUGGUACAUCUAUAAAACUGAUAUCUACUUGUACGUCUGUGCCCCGUUGUUGGUCUUGCAGCUCCUGAUAGGUUACUGCAUGGCUAUCCUCUUCAUGUUGGUGUUCUACCAGUUCUGCCACCCAUGCAAAAAACUCUUUUCAUCCAGCAUUACCGAAGGUUUGCUCUCCUGUUUCAAGUUCCUCUGCUUUGUCUGCAAGCCUCCCAAGUCCACCAGAGUAACAGACAAGGCAGAGUUGAAAUCAUCUGAAAAUGCUGAUGGAUCACAGAGCAGUAACAAGACAACAGAUUCUCAAAAUGGGAAUCGUCAUCAAAGUGUUUCUUCCAAUGCCUAGUGUAACUGGAAACAAGUAUGUGCCUUGGGAAGGUUGCAGGUCACCUGCUGGGAAUGUUGGGCAUCUUGGAUACUGUGUCUUGUGGGUGGGUUUUCUUUCUUGCAGGUGAACACUGCAUGAAGACUGACAAGCCUACCUUUAUGGAAAACGUUGUUUAUGGGUAUGUGUACCUGUGCGUGAUUAUGUAGAAUGUAGAAAGCAGUCACUGUUUGCAGAUUUCUGUUUCAGAUUCUUUUUGACAUGGUUUUAUUAUCAUGUGCUCAAUUUGAAAUCGUUAUAGAAGACAUCCUUCAAAAACUAACCUGAUUCUCAUCUUACUCAGGAAAUCUGAGAAUGGAAGGAAAUGCAUUUUAUUUCAGAUAGGAUGUCAUUAAGGCAUGCCACCCUAGCAUGGAAACAGAGUAUAGUCUUUGACUAUAUAUUGACUGUAGCUGUGGUCUGCUUUCCUCAGAUGGCAGACUUUUUUUACACUCUAAUCAAUGUCAUAAAAUAAUUCUUCUCUCUGUGGCAUAAGAAUUUGACUUCUACAUUGCACAGGAGCCUAGGUUGCCAAGGAACAGCUAAUUAGACAGCACUAAUACUGAAAUGUGACUGUUAACUGAGAAUGGACAGAGGGGUUAUUGGCUUACGCACUGUUUUACUCUUCAUAUUUGCUGCUUGUUAGUAAGGGAAUUAAAUUUAACACAUUAAUUGUAAUGUUCUGGAAUAGCUCACUGUUCUGAUAUAAUCAUUUAAAUAAUACUUUAUUAUUUUUGUUAGGGUGGGGUUCGCUUUACAUGACUUGAAAUAUCUAGAAGCUGGGUGGAUUGUAUGAACUAGUCAGGUACGUGCUCUCCAGGGAGCAUCUCCAGUGAGUGAUUGAGCGCAUCUUAAAUGUUGUCUUGGGUGACACAGAUCAUUUCUGGAGACCUAUUUCUCAGUGUUAACCAGAUGUCUUGACCACUAGUCUUGACCAUGUCUCCAUUUUAGAUGGCUAAAAUUAGUAGGGACAAGUGCUACUGUGUUUGUCAGCAGUUUGAUAGUACACCAAGCAGGCAACUCAGUAACUUGUUAAGUGGAGACAGAAAAGACUGAGUCCUUUUUGAGGCUGUGAUGUAUUAUGCCUAGGUGAUAUCAGUACUGCAAAAACCUCAGGCUUCUUAUACCUCAGAAUUACCACAGGCUUGAAAUCUGAAAGAAAAUUGAAGUUGUUGACUUUUUCUUCAAUGCACUAUAUCACCACCACAAAUAAAGUGUUUCUGUGUUUUGCAAAUCACUGAGAAAACUUUAGCAGGUGGACAGGUAAGAAGUACAAUUUAGUAAAAUACACAAAAACAACUGCAUUUUAAAAAAAUAAGUGAAAGCUUUUUGCACUUUGAUGGCUUAGCACCUUGGGUUUCUUCUGUGCAUGGCACAUUGUGGCUGCUAGUGGAAAAAAAGCAAUUCAUGAUUCAAAGGACCUUCUGGUGUCCUCAGCUUAACUUCCAUCCUACUUUAUGGAAGAUGAGAAGUUCUUCAGUAGGGAUGAUAUCAACACCAUUUUAUUGGAAACGUCUCAAGCUGGGGUCUGAGGUCAUUUGUAAUGAGAUUUCACAUGCAGCGCUGCACAGAGCUAAGCUGUUUUUAUUUUUUAUUUUUUAUUUUUUCCUUUACUGCACUGUGAAUGAAUGUCUUCCUACUUCAGUUUUAUAAUGGAGUUAUGUUUUUCAUUUUGCUCGAUGUGUGUAUGUGUGUGGUAUGUGUAUGUAGAUUUCAUUAAAUUAUUGGUGGGUGGUAAUAGGAGUUUUUGACAUGAGCUUACUAUGGGAAUGUACUUGAUAUAUUUGGGGAAGGCACCCAAAACCAACAUCUCUAACUUCUCUCUGAGUAGCAUUAGAAUAGUGAAGUGAUUCCUUGAAGACAAUACAGUAUUUCUCUGUACUUCUGUACGUAAAGGUACAGUAUAAUAUUUCCUUUCACUUUUCUAGAUAUAGAAGAGUAUCUGUUUUGUUUUGUUUUGUUUUUUAAUGGUGAGUUAAAGGAGCAAGUGAGAAUGUCACCCCUUGAUUCCAAACCUUCAUAGUUCAGCACAUGGGGACAAUUUUUCAGGUAUUCUUAGAACUGAAUAUCUAACUUCAUAGUUGGACGGUCAUUGAUGAUCAGGGAAUUAAAGUCAUUGCCUAACUACAUAUGCACCCAGGUGAGAAAUUUUAGUCUUUGAGAACAAACUGACUUCAUGUGUAGAAGUACUUCACAGCUAAGAAUAGAGCUCUCAAGUCUUUAAAUCAGACUUUGGACACUGGAAGUGAUGGUCUGAUUGUGAUUUUGCCACUUGAAAACAGUGAAAACUUCACAAACCUCAGCUAUUUAAAUGCUUAUGCUACAGGGAAGUCAACAGGAGGGAGCUGUAAACAAGUCAGGAGUCCAGUAUAUAUAUGCAGUGAGUAUCAUUCAACUUUACAUGCUAACGAUGAAGACUAAUGUAUAUGCAUAUUUUUAGAGAAUGUACCAUAUUACUUCCUAUUUUUAUACUAGUCUUCUCAAGUGCAUGCAUAGGAGCCUGAAUAUUUACAUCACUGUUUUGAAAAUAAGAUUGUAUGGCUUAUAUCACUGUCAUAUGGUUUUGCCUUAGGUACAGACUCGCCAUAUACUAGCCAAAUACAGCUUAAACACAGCAUCAACAUGAGUGCCAUUGCUUUUGCUGUCCUUCUUUUUGCUGUGCCUCAUUAACUGUGAGUGCCAUUGCUUUUUCUGUGCCUCGUGUCACCGCAGCAUCACAUGCAGAUUGACUGACUAGCCAUAUCACUGCUCUGUGUAUGUUUUGAUCCUGCGGUGCUGUCAUUGUUGGUAGAAAGAAGGAAUGAGAGGGAGUCAGAGACAGACAUGUUCUGUUGCAUCAAGACCAGUGUUUUGGAGGACAAGUUUAUGUUUCUGAAGUGUGCUAUAAUGCCAGGAGAUGCAGAUUUUCCCAGGAUAGUGACAGUCUAGAUAGUAUUAUCAUCAAUACACCUUGUGGCUGCACAGAGAGAAGGGUAGUAUUAUCCAGGAAGGAUGUAUGUAUAUGAAAGAGUGAUGUCUUGCUGCGAGUUUACUGUGGCUUUUCAAUGUUAGAGGUGUAUAUGUUCAGGGUAUAGGGCUAAUGUUAAAAACUUAACUCACUUGAGUAGUCCUGAGUCACACAAAGGAUUGCUCAAUAAGGAUUGUUCAUGUAUAUGAGUAUGCAAGAUCUGGUACGUCUUUUAUACUUGUAAAACAACUCAAAUUAAAUUGUUGAAACACUAACUUGCAUUGUUUUGGUGUCGGUUCUUAGUAUACUGCACUCAGAAAUCCAAGUUAAAGGUUAUAUAGCACGCUGUCAUCUGGUACCACACAGCAGAAGAAAUGUUUUCAAGUAAAUCGGACAGAAGAAUAAUCUGUGAUUGAUCUGAGAGUUCUUCACCUAAAUCCAGUGGUGCUUUUAAUGCUACUUAGCUGGUGGGGAUCUCAGCUGAAUUUGUUAGUGGUUUAAAAGAAGUGACAUAAAAAAACAAUUUAGAUUAUUUGUUGUUAAGAUUUCAUUUUGUAUUUAACUGUUUUACAUUGGGAAGCAGAAAGAAAUCGUCAUUACCUUAUAAAGGACCUUGUGACAUUUUCCUGAACACUCCUUUCAUGCUCAUCUGGGUUUACCACAUGCUCGUCUCUGAUCUUGGUAAUAGCCAGCAAAAUCCUCACUGAGAACUACGGUGGAGUCAUGUGAUAUCUAUUUUAUACAUACAUAUAUCAGCUUAAAAUGUCAGCAUGCCACCUAAAUGAUGAACAGAAUUUUAAAGGUACUGGUGGUGAUGGACACCACUAUCUUCCCUCCCUAAAGCAUGGAAAGUAAUUAAUCUUUUCCUACAGAUACUGGUUUUAGUUUCAGGGGAUGAUUUUUAAAUGAAUGACAACUACACUUUAAAAAAAUGAGAUUUAAAACUAAAUGAAAUAUUUCAGAUUCAGGCACAGUUUUGAUAAUUUCUGUGGUUGUUUUAUUAAAAAAUCUUGAUAGUAUCUGCCUACAGAUUCAAUAGAAUCCCUGCUUUUGGUCUUCAAUGUGGUUUCUUAAAGAGAAGAGUCUGGGUAACCAUCCUGUCUCUCUGCCUACCCAUUCUCCCCAGAACAUACCAAAUUCAUUUGGCAACUUAAAAUUUUUCUGAAGGUAGAAAUCUGAGGGGAAAAAUAAACGACUUAUACACAUUUGUGAAGACAAUCAUCUACCAGGAGAAGAUGCAGAUUGACAGAAUGAACCUACUGAUAAGCAACGUUUCAGCAUUAAAUUACCUACUUGACCUUCUGGCUGACCACUUAGCAAGCCCACACCUGCCAAGCAAUCAGCACUCUUUUUAGGUGUGAUAAGGCGGUGUAUCACGCUCAGUGAUACACCUGCUACCUCUUGCUCCUGGAGUGAAAGAGGAUUAGAAGUUGUGGGGAUGGAGAGAUACAGAGGGAAAGAAGAUGAAGACUACAAUACGCGGGGCCACUGUCAGUUUUUAUUUCCUUUGGGAUGCCUCGCCCUGAGAAAGCAACACAGCAGUGAGCCUGGACAUGGUGACUAGUUAUUAUUAUUAUAACAUAUUUCAAGCAACCAAAUUCUGGAAUAUGCGUUACAUCGGUCUGACAUAACUGUAAGGACCGUAGCCCUCUAUGGUUUACCAUUAAAGACGGGGUUGAAUCAUGUUGUUGACAGUCAGUUUGAUUGUCCAAACAGUCAUGUUUGGACAAUCAAUUUGGCGUCAGUGAUCGAUACAGUGAAUUGUUUUGUCAAGACUUUGGCGGAUUGAUGGAGAAAGGCAUGGGAUAACCGUGCUUGCUCCAGCACCUCAGGCACCGUAACGUGUUGCCUGAUGCUGGUAAAUGAUGGCUCGGCUUUUCCAACUUCAGGCAGCUUCAGCAUCGCCUGGAGGGCCAGAGACGCGGGCUGCCGCAGGAUGGCAUCGUUGAGCCGAGCCUGCAAUCUCGGAUCAAGGAACGGCUCCGUCCCCCAUCAGCUGUGGGAUCCCGGCCCCCCGGAGGGGGUCGCCAGGCUGCCACUCCAUGUUACCUAGGGCAGCUAAUUAUCACCCCUCUUCCCAUUUUUGCUCCCAGAGCAAUUUUUGUUUUGGCGUUAAAAUCAGUGCGGCUAUCGUAAGGCACCAACAACUGACCAGUCAUAACAUAUUCUAAUAAUGACUGAGUGAAUGGUGCGCGUAAUUCAUGUGUAGUCACAGCCUUUCUUAAUUCUUUAAUUAGGUCCCAUUGGAAGGAGU